Ostertagia ostertagi is the source of this 843-nucleotide messenger RNA. Lineage: Eukaryota; Metazoa; Nematoda; Chromadorea; Rhabditida; Trichostrongylidae. The record is from the annotation of a GenBank genome assembly.
AUGCGUGGCGAAUUGCACUUUUACUUGCGACGCCGCGAUGCGGCAAAAUCUGGUCGUGCACGGCAACUUCGAGCGAAAUCAUUGUGCGUGAACGAUUACUGCAGUGAGAAUCAGCAGCUCGAAACGAUAAAAGUGUCACCGGAAAAGGUGGUUUGGGAUGCGACCAAGCCACUUGCUGAGGCGAAUGCGUUGGAUACCACCCAGCUGGUUGUUAGGAUCUCUCGCCGCGACAUCAGAAUGCGGCGCUACGUGGAGCUGGUGAAGAAGUGCUCGCCAUUUCUACUAGUCUACUCCAAAGCCGAUAACACCAUCAACACCGAAAAGGGCACAAGGCGUAAGAGGCGAGAACUAGGUUACUUCUCCUACAAUGCAGUGGAGUCGACUUCUGAAGCAGCACAUACAAGUACAGAACGAUUUGUCAAUGGCGUUAAGGCGAUUGUUAGACACUCCAAGAGAAAGGGCCCAAUGCCGAGGAGAAAGAAGGUACGAGGGAGUCGUACUAAAUCACCUGAAGACGACAUAUGGCAUGGAUUUGGUGACGAUCCACCUACUGAUGAAGAGAAGAAGGAGAAAAACGACGAAAAGUCAAAUGACGUGCGCGUUGUUUCUGCUUGGAGCCGAAGAUGUGUCAGAAACGUGGUCCUGUUGGUCGAUCUGAAGCAGCUUGGAUGGGGUCGAUGGGUGAUUGCUCCAGCGGAAUUCGAAGCCGGAUUCUGCUCUGGAAUAUGCCCAAAUCCGCUUCCAAAGGUGAAAGAUCAAAUUCAUAACAAUUUAAGAAUAUCUUUGAAGUGGAUUACUAGAAUUUCCAAUAUUCAGUACGUUCCCACCGAACUUCACAUUUAA